Adineta steineri is the source of this 600-nucleotide messenger RNA. Lineage: Eukaryota; Metazoa; Rotifera; Eurotatoria; Adinetida; Adinetidae. The record is from the annotation of a GenBank genome assembly.
AUGAGUACGGUAUUAGGAAAGCGUGUUCAAUCAGCUUAUUCUCGACCAUCGCAUCGGUCAGAGAUCACUGAUCAAAAUAAUCUUACGAAACAACGUCCAAAGACUAGUAAAAAUGCGCGUCAACCUUAUACGAAUGUAUUCGCUCAAACUGAAUUAAGAACAUAUAAAUCAUCAGCUCUUUCAUCCGCGACAAGUCAUCGUCGACGACCAACAACUGGUAGGAGUAGUGCAACAGUAUCUACACGACCGGCAUCUCGAAAACUUUGUUCCAGUGAAAUUGAAAGUCUUUUACAAACUCUUGAUCAUGAUGAUACAGUUAUUGUUCAACUGGAUUGUUUAGCUAAUUAUCAAACACUUGUACAAACAAUUGACUUACGAAAAACACCAAUUGAUUGUCAAGUGUUAUGUGCUUUACAACAACGUGAAAAUCGUAUUGUUCAAGGAAAUGCUUGUCGUGAUACACGUUUUCAGUCAUUAAUUGAAUUACUUCAACCUGCAUAUAUUCUUGGAAGAAUUGAAGAAGAUGAUUUAAAUGAUAUUAAUCCUAAUAUUAUAUUAGAACAUCCACCGCACGAUUUACCAAUAGAAUAUGUUAAAUAA